AUGGCUUCAUUUGGAUUGAUCGGAAAAAUAGAACCAUUUGACGAGACAAUCGAGUCCUGGGAGUCCUAUGUUGAACGUUUUGAACAAUAUUUCGAGGUCAACGAGAUUGACCCUGGGAAGAAGGUCUCUUCGUUAUUGUGUCUAAUUGGUGGAAAACUGUAUUCCCUGCUUCGUGACCUGACAUUCCCCGACAAGCCAGCCACGAAAACAUACCAAGAACUGGUAAGACUACUGAAUAACCAUUUGUCUCCUAAACCCAUUAAAACGGCAGAGCGCUUUCGCUUCGAUAAAAGAGACCAGAAAGAGGGGGAAACUAUCACAGAAUAUGUAGCGCAAUUAAAGAAAUUAUCCAUACAUUGUGACUUUAAUGCGUCAUUAAAUGAAAAGCUGAGAGACAGAAUAGUGUGUGGUGUAAGAAAUACACAAAUUCAGAGACGAUUGCUGUCAGAAAAAGAUCUAUCACAUGAAAAGGCGGUUGAGAUAAGUCUCGCAAUGGAAGCCGCAGCUAAAGACGCCACAGAAUUACAGAGUAAAAACAGGACAGAGACAGGGGCCGUGAACAGAUUGCAUGUGAAAAACAGACAUUCAAAACCGAGUGAUAAGAAAGACAGGAAGCAGUGCUAUAGAUGUAAUGGCAAUGGGCAUGUUGCACAGGACUGUCGUUUCAAAGAUACGGUGUGUCAUAACUGUCAUAAACGUGGACAUAUUCAAAAAGCAUGCCGCUCAAAACCUACAACCCCUAGGAAACCCAUUCAAAGGAAGAAAACUGUAAAUUUUGUAGCUGAUGAUUCUCAGGAUCCCAGUGAUGACAAUUACAUAGCCAGUCUGGAACUUAACAAUUUGGCAAGUAAGGAUAUUAUCUGGAUCCAGCUGAAAAUAAACGGAAAGACGAUGAAGAUGGAACUUGAUACUGGUUCUGCUGUGUCAGUCAUGGCGGAGGGGGAGUUCCGAGAAAAGUUUGGAAAACCAAAUUUGAAAACCCCGGACAUCACGCUACGCACAUAUUCUGGAGAACACAUCAAGCCCGUGGGUUAUAUAGAUGUGCUAGUUGAAUAUGGUGACACGAAACAGACAUUACCCUUGUAUAUUGUUCGUAAAGGAGGACCAGCGCUUCUCGGCAGAGAUUGGUUGAAGAAAAUUCAACUUGACUGGAAAGUGAUCAAAGAGACACAUGCCGUAAACACUGUAAAAUCACCAAACAUUAGUGAAAUUUUGGAGAAAUACAAGGAUGUGUUUAGUGAUGAUGUGGGAACUGUCAAAGGUAUCACAGCCAAGCUGUCACUCAAGGAAAACAAGCCCAAAUAUGUCAAGGCAAGGACAGUGCCAUUUUCCUUAAGAACAAAAGUUGAGGAAGAACUUGACAGACUGGAAGCAGAGGGAACACUUACCAAAGUCCAACAUAGUGACUGGGCAACUCCAAUCGUACCUGUCUUGAAGAAAAACGGAAGUGUAAGAAUUUGUGGAGAUUUCAAGGUCACUCUGAACCCGCUACUUAACGUCGAUCAAUAUCCACUACCCAGAAUAGACGAUAUUUUUGCGAAUAUGAACGGAGGAACACAUUUCUCCAAGAUCGACUUGAAACAAGCAUACUUGCAACUUCCUGUGGAUGAAGCAUGCAAAGAACUACUGACCAUAAGCACACACAAGGGAUUGUACCGCUAUAAUAGGAUGGCCUUUGGAAUUGCGUCUGCACCAGCUAUUUGGCAGAGGACAAUUGAGCAAGUCUUACAGGGCGUUCCAGGGACCCAGUGUAUUUUAGAUGAUAUGGUCAUCACAGGAAAGACUGACGAGGAACACCUCAGAAAUUUGGACAUGGUUUUGAAAAGACUAAGUCAGUAUGGUUUGCGUGCAAACUUAAAAAAAUGUGAAUUCUUCAAAGAGAAUAUAACAUUUUGUGGACACACGAUUGACCGACACGGUCUACACAAGACACCAGAGAAGAUUGAUGCUAUAGUGAAGGCACCUGCACCAACCAAUGUUUCCCAGCUAAGAUCAUUCUUAGGUUUGGUGAAUUAUUAUGGUAAAUUCUUACCUGACUUGGCAACCGUACUUAGACCCUUACACAAGUUACUGCAGAAAGAUAGUCGUUGGGAAUGGACUGAGGCCUGUGAGGAGUCAUUCAACAAAGUGAAGGACUUGGUAGCUUCAGACUUGGUGUUGACACACUACAAUCCAGAUUUACCCAUUUCUCUAGCAUGUGAUGCAUCACCCUAUGGACUUGGUGCUGUUAUUUCUCAUGAGCUACCUGAUGGUACCGAGAGACCAAUCGCAUUCGCCUCACGUACUCUAGCACCAGCAGAGAAAAAUUACUCCCAAAUUGAUAAAGAAGCCUUGGGAAUCAUAUGGGGAAUUAAGAAAUUCCAUUCUUACCUGUUUGGCAGAAGAUUCAAGUUGAUCACAGAUCAUCAGCCUCUGAUACACAUCUUUAGUCCUCAGAAAGGCGUUCCAGUAACUGCUUCAUCGAGACUACAAAGAUAUUCCCUUUUCUUGUCUGCCUAUGAUUAUGAGAUUGGAUUCCGCAAGACAACAAAACACGCUAAUGCUGAUUCAAUGUCACGUCUACCAUUGAAAAGCAAGGAGUCCGAUAUUACCAUCGACCUGGUUAAUGCCUUCCAUCUUGGACAGAUUGAGUGUUUACCGGUGUCCGUUAAAGAUGUUCAACAGGAAACGCGCAAGGAUGCAGUUCUAGGACGUGUGAUGUCAUGUGUAAACAGUGACUGGACUUCAACAGACAAAGAUGGUGGAUUAGCGCCAUAUUAUUCACGUCGGAACGAGCUGUCAAUAUAUCACGGAUGUGUCAUGUGGGGUGUACGGGUGAUUAUACCUACUAAACUCAGAGACCAAGUGUUAUCUCAGAUUCACGAAGGACAUCUGGGAGUCGUUAAGAUGAAGACACUUGCCAGAAGUUUCUGUUGGUGGCCAGGAAUUGACCAGGACAUAGAGAUAGUGGCUAAAAGGUGUCAGGGAUGUCAACAGAAUCAGAACGCGCCUAAGGGAGCACCACUGAAUGCAUGGGAAUGGCCAACAAAAGCAUGGGAGAGAGUUCACAUAGAUUUCGCUGGACCUUUCCUGGGAGCCAUGUUCUUGAUAAUGGUGGAUUCUCACUCAAAGUGGCCAGAGGUGGUCAAAAUGACUACUACUACAUCAGCGCACACUAUCGAUGUUCUUAGGACCGUAUUUUCCAGAAAUGGUCUACCUGCUACUAUUGUCAGUGAUAAUGGUCCACAAUUUACUUCAAGGGAAUUUGAAGACUUCUUGAGUGCUAAUGGAAUCAAACACAUCAAAACUACCCCUUACCACCCAUCUAGCAACGGGUUAGCCGAGCGUUUCGUACAGACAUUCAAACAAGCAAUGAAAUGUAGCAGAAACGAGUCAGGUGGUAUAAAGAAGAAACUAGCAAACUUCUUAUUAGCUUACCGAAGUACUCCACAUUGUACUACCAAUGAAACUCCAGCGAAACUUAUGAUGGGAAGGGAGUUGAGAACAAAAAUGGAUCUGCUCAGACCGAACGUGGAAUCGCAUGUCAAGCAGAAACAAGAAAAUAUGUGUGCACAGAGACGUACACAUGAUAGGGAGUUUGAGCUUGGAAAAUCGGUGAUGAUACGUGAUUAUCGAGGAAAGGACAAAUGGAUCGCAGGAACAAUCGCACAGAGAACUGGACCAGUGUCGUAUCGUGUUCAAGUUGAUCCGACAACUCAGUGGAGAAGACACGCUGACCAGAUUGUGGAAUCGCAAGUUCCGAUGACAAAACCGAACAUUGAGAUUCCAGAGUCAAACACCUCAGGUUCUACCAAUAUUGACCAUGAUGUUUCAUCUGCUGCUCAGGAUUUCCAUGUGUCAAAACCGAAAGAACUUGAAAUUUCGAAAUCGCCCAAAACUGUACACACACCAUCAAAACCUACAGCUGUAUUGCCAGAGAAACGUUACCCAAUACGUAACCGGAAACCGAAAAUCAUGGAAGAUUUUGUAUACCAUGGUUCUUCUACCAAGACCAAAACCUAA
This is a messenger RNA of Saccostrea cuccullata (small rock oyster), 4002 nucleotides long. RefSeq lists its product as uncharacterized. Gene Ontology annotation, biological process: DNA integration. Gene Ontology annotation, molecular function: nucleic acid binding; zinc ion binding. The record is from RefSeq and is a predicted model, not a curated record. The transcript has a single exon. NCBI's taxonomy places the organism in Eukaryota, Metazoa, Mollusca, Bivalvia, Ostreida, Ostreidae. Bases 1 to 4002 code for a protein of 1333 amino acids.